This is a messenger RNA of Ramularia collo-cygni, 1617 nucleotides long. RefSeq names its product related to quinate transport protein. NCBI's taxonomy places the organism in Eukaryota, Fungi, Ascomycota, Dothideomycetes, Mycosphaerellales, Mycosphaerellaceae. The record is from RefSeq and is a predicted model, not a curated record. The transcript has 11 exons. Gene Ontology annotation, biological process: transmembrane transport; carbohydrate transport. Gene Ontology annotation, cellular component: membrane. The coding region runs from base 1 to 1617 and encodes 538 amino acids. Gene Ontology annotation, molecular function: carbohydrate:proton symporter activity.
AUGGGUGGCAUCACUCUCCAUGCCGACAAUACCGAUGACCCUCCAGCCGUSAGGAACUGGAGGGUACAUUGGAUGGCCCUGGUCGCCUCGAUGGGUGCCUUGGCCAUGGGCUAUGACACCAGUGUUAUUGGCGGUACCAUGGCUCUGGAUUCUUUCCGUCGAGACUUUGGACUUGUUGGGCGAACUCAAUACGAACGAGACACCAUCCAAGGCAACAUCGUGUCGACAUUCCAGGCCGGUUGCUUCUUCGGUGCCCUCCUAACGUUUCCCGUUGGCGAGCGCAUCGGUCGCAAAAAGGCCAUCAUUGCCGCCUCGUUGAUCUUCCUUCUUGGCGGCACGCUCAUGACCGCAUCGAAUGGCAUGUUCGGUUUGAUCUACGCUGGUCGCGGAAUCGCGGGCUUUGGUAUUGGCUCUGUUUCUCUCUUGGUACCCGUCUACAUCGCAGAGACGUCUCCGCCUUCGAUCAGAGGACGUCUUAUCGGCAUCUUCGAGAUUCUGUCUCAGGGAGGCGGCAUGCUGGGCUUUUGGAUCAACUACGCAGUGAACCGAACCAUCUCAAGCGAGACCAAGGGACAGUGGAUUGUCCCACUGGCGUUGCAACUUCUCCCAGGUCUGCUCCUCUUUGUAGGAAUGUUCUUCUGCCCUGAGAGCCCAAGAUUCUAUGUCAAGAAAGACAACCUAGAACAAGCAAGCAAGACUCUUUCCUGGAUCCGACAGCUGCCUGAAGAUGAUCCGUACAUCUUGCGUGAGUUGGAAGAGAUCCGCGCUCAGACCGCUAUUGGCCGUCCGCCACCUGGUGUCAAGAAUACCAAGUCGUACUACUUCAAGAGACUCUUCCAGAAGGGAACUCGCAACAGAAUCGGCAUCGGUCUCCUAUUGAUGGCAUUCCAAAACCUUACCGGAGUGAAUAUCAUCACAUACUACAGUCCCCGCAUCUUCGAGACCUUGGGAAUAUCAGGAACCGACACCAAACUCUUCGCAACCGGCUUUUACGGAGUAGCAAAGACGCUAGGCAUGGUAAUCUUCAGCGUCUGGCUCGUAGAAAGACUAGGACGUCGUCCAGGUCUAAUCUGGGGCGCAUUCGUGGGUUCACUUCCAAUGUGGUAUCUUGGCGGUUACGUCCUCAAGAAUGAUCCCACGACUGUUGCUGCGGCAGGAGGAGUUUCACGUAGUGGUUGGGGUUACCUUGCCAUGGUGUGCGUGUACCUGUAUGGUCUCAUUUACUGCGCCACUUGGCAAGGUAUCACUUGGGUAUAUUGCAGCGAGAUCUUCCCUAUUGACAUCCGUAUGCUGUGCGUGGCUAUUACGACCGCGGACCAGUGGCUUUGGUCAUUCAUCAUCAGUCGCACCACUCCAUACAUGAUCACGAGUCUGGGAUACGGGACUUAUUUCUUCUUUGCCACUCUCAUGGUGUGCAUGGGCAUCUGGUCUUUCUUCUACAUCAAAGAAACCWAAGGUGCAACACUCGAGGAUAUGGAGAGUAUUUUCGGCGCUGCUGCUCCGAUGGAUAUCAAAAGUUUUGAGGAUCCAGAGGAUAUUUCUUCGGCUUCGGAAAAGAAGGAUUUGACGCUGGCUACUUGUAUUGAAAGGUCGCCUACGCCUGAACAACAGAGGUGA